AGCCGCCGGCGGGGGUGGCUGUCAGGCGCUGACGGCGGAGGGGGACGCGCCCAGUUUGUUACUGCUUCCAGUGAGCGAGGCGGGCGGGGGAGCGGCGCUGGCGGACCGCGGACGUCGGCAGCGACUGUAACGACCGCUCGGGCUGAGGUGCGGAGGAAGAGCGGAAGGUCUCUCCCGCCCGCGACGACGGCUCCAGCCAUGGACGAGCAGGCUGGCCCCGGCGUCUUCUUCAACAACAACAACAACAACGCGCUGCUUUUGCCGCCACCUCCGGGCGGGGCCGGGCCGGGGUUGGAGUCGGGAGAAGCGGCGGCGGCGGCGGCGGCUGCUGCAGCGGCCGCCGCUGGCAGCGCUUCGGCAGGACCGGCUCCGGCCUCUGCAGCGCGGGCUCAAUACAGCGUCCCCGGCAUCCUGCAUUUCCUGCAGCACGAGUGGGGCCGCUUCGAGGCCGAGAGAGCCGAGUGGGAGGCGGAGCGAGCCGAACUGCAGGCUCAAAUUGCUUUCCUUCAAGGAGAAAGAAAAGGUCAAGAGAAUUUGAAGAAGGAUUUAGUGCGAAGAAUAAAAAUGUUAGAAUAUGCUCUUAAACAAGAACGAGCUAAAUAUCACAAAUUAAAAUAUGGUACGGAGCUGAACCAGGGAGAUAUGAAGCCACCAAAUUAUGAUUCUGAUGAAGGAAAUGAAACUGAAGUUCAGUCACAACCCAAUAGUCAAUUAAUAUGGAAACAAGGGCGACAGUUACUCAGACAAUACCUGCAAGAGGUGGGAUACACUGACACAAUCCUGGAUGUGAAGUCAAAACGAGUACGAACGUUGCUGGGUCUCUCAGGUGAUGGUCCAGAAAGGGAAACUAACAAAAACCAAGAAUCAAUGGUGAACGGCACUGAUGUUGAGAUUAAACAAAAAGUGAUGAUUGGAAAACCAGAUUUGACAGAUUCUGCCUCACUGCUAGAAACAUUUAAAUUCCUUGAAAAUGCUGCUGCAGAAUUUAGCGAUGAGGAGGAAGAAGAUGAUAUUGAUGGAAGAGAGCGAACAAUCAUGGAUACAUCAACGAUUGUAAGAAAAAGAGUCCUGCCCGACAAUAAUGAAGACAGAGAUACUGAAGAGGCCCUGAAGGAAUUUGAUUUCCUAGCCACAUCUGAUGAAGGGGAUGGAGAAUCCAGAAGUUCAGGAGACGGUACAGACUGGGAAAAGGAAGACCAGUGUCUCAUGCCUGAAGCCUGGAAUGUGGACCAGGGAGUAAUAACCAAACUGAAGGAACAAUACAAAAAGGAGCGCAAGGGGAAAAAGGGGGUGAAGAGAAAAACUACCGAAGAUAUGUUUCAGCCUCAGUCCUUUAUAAAACAAUCAAAACAGGGAUGUGGGAAAAUGAUGGAGCAAAACACAGGACCCAACAGGUCAAAACUGCAAGAUAUGCUUGCUAAUUUGAGAGAUGUUGAUGAUCUCCCUGCAUUACAACCUUCUGUUGUGCCACCCACGCGACCCAGUACUUCGAGGCUUAUUGAGCAAGAGAUAAAUAGAACAGAUGAAGUAGAAGCUUUAACAUUCCCUCCUUCUUCUGGGAAAUCUUUCAUUAUGGGAGCAGAUGAGGCCCUUGAGAGUGAGCUUGGCCUUGGGGAAUUGGCAGGCCUUACAGUAGCCAAUGAAGCAGAUUCACUGACAUAUGAUAUAGCAAACAAUAAAGAUGCUCUGAGGAAGACUUGGAAUCCCAAGUUUACUUUAAGGAGCCAUUUUGAUGGAAUAAGGAGCCUGGCUUUCCAUCCAAUUGAACCAGUGCUAAUUACUGCUUCAGAAGACCAUACAUUAAAAAUGUGGAAUUUGCAAAAAACAUCUCCCGCAAAAAAGAGCACCUCACUUGAUGUUGAACCUAUCUAUACUUUCAGGGCACAUAACAGUCCAGUGCUUUGUGUAGUGAUGAGUAACAAUGGUGAGCAGUGUUACAGUGGAGGCACUGAUGGCCUCAUCCAGAGUUGGAAUACUACAAAUCCGAAUAUUGAUCCUUAUGAUUCAUAUGAUCCUUCCAUCUUAAGAGGUGCACUUGUAGGCCACUCAGAUGCAGUCUGGGGUUUGGUUUAUAGUGGAACACACCAGCGCUUGCUCUCCUGUUCAGCAGAUGGCACCAUACGUUUAUGGAAGGCUUUGGAGAUCUCUCCUGCUUUAAAUAUAUUUAAUGACAAUCAAGAAAUGGGAAUUCCUUCAUCUGUGGAUCUAGUGAGCAGUGACCCAAGCCUUAUGGUAGCAUCAUUUAACACUGGAUAUACAAGCAUUUUUAACAUGGAAACAAAACAACACAUUCUUACCUUGGAGCCCAAUAUAGAUACUACAGUUAACACUUCUUGCCAAAUAAACAAAGUAAUCAGCCACCCAACUCUUCCAAUAAGCAUCACAGCCCAUGAGGACAGGCACAUUAAAUUCUAUGACAAUAACACAGGGAAACUGAUCCACUCUAUGGUAGCCCACUUGGACGCAGUCACAAGUUUAGCUGUUGAUCCAAAUGGCUUGUAUUUGAUGUCUGGCAGCCACGAUUGUUCUAUACGCUUAUGGAACCUUGAAAGCAAAACCUGCAUCCAGGAAUUUACGGCUCAUCGCAAAAAGCACGAUGAAUCCAUUCAUGAUGUGGCAUUCCAUCCCACCAAAUGUUACAUUGCCAGUGCAGGAGCAGACGCACUUGCCAAAGUCUUUGUAUGAUGCAACACUUCCCUGUCCUUCUAGCUGCCUUGUACAUAUCUAUAAAUAUAUAUGUCUAUAUCUAUAAAAUAAGCUGUACAAAAGAUAAGAGCAAGAAUCUUCUUGUAACCUUUAAUUUCGUGAAUGUUAGCAAUUGCUUCUGAUUAUAUGAUCUCAGUCCUGAGAGCUUGGAAGCUCCCUAUUUCAAGCAAUCUAUGGAAGAACCAUUUUAAUUUUGAAAGUGUCCUUUUUUGUCUAGGCUGGCCUUGGGCAAAAUGAGAUGCUGUCUCAAUUUAUGCAACACAAAGGCUAACAGCUUGCUUGGGUAUUCAUGGACAAGCUUCUCCCAACCUGGUGUGCUGUAAAAGUGUUGAGGCUGCAACUCUUAAGAGCUUCCAGCCAGCACUUCUACAACAAGUUGGAGGAGGUAGCAAACAAAUCUUAAGUUACAAUGUUUCCCCAAUUGGAAAUUCAUGCAAUUCAGAUCCUUGAGACAGUUAAUUAAUUGUCUCCUUUUCUAGCACUGAAUGGUUAAAUGAGUCACAGAAUCUCAGCCUGUAGAGUCUUAUAAUAGACAGGUUGGAUUUAAAGUAUUGACUAUUUAAAAACAUGAAUGCCAUAACAUUUUCUAAAAUUAUGUUAAAAGAAGAUAUGUAAAAGGCUUAUAAAUGUAAAUUCUGUUGAAACUGUUGGAAAUGAAUGUUAACGGGUGGCUGGAACCACAGUAUAGCCUUUAAUGUAACUUCUUCUAAAAUGAUGGGGCAUAUGUUUACAAUAAGGAUCUGAUUAGUUUCAGAUGCUAAUGACUAUUCAUUAUAGAGCUAAGGAAAAUUACGUAUCUUUCCAACUACCCAACAAAUGCAAUAUCUAAAUUUUCUCACUGAGGUGCUUAUUGGUUUGGAAAACAUACGUAUGCUGUUAUCCUGCUUUUUAAACUGUACUGCAUCAGAACCUAAUAAACCACGUAAGAGCAGUACUGUUUGGGAUAUGUGAGGUGAUUGACUUCUAUUUACCAUGGACAAAACUCAUAUAAAAUAACAAUGCUUUCCUGCCCCCUUCCAGUGAUUCCAUAAUGUUUGCCAAAACUGGGAGGAUUUAUGCCAAUGCAAGCUGCAAGUGUCCAAAGGUAGAUGAUGUUCUUCUAUAUCAGGGGUGUCAAACUCAAGGCUCGCGGGCAGGCCUGGAAAUAUCAAAGUAUUACCCCGCAGUGCCUCUGGUGGCUAAAAUGGGCUGCGUGCAGCACCCCCCCCCCGCACCUCAUUUUCACCCUCCAUGGCCUCCUGCAGCACUCUGCCUGCUGAAAAUGGCCUGAAAAGGGGCCAAAAAACGAGUUGAAAACGGGCCUGAAAAGGGGCCAUGGAGGGUGAAAAUGAGGCGCAGAGGGGCAUGGACCCGCAUGCCCAGUUUUGGCCAGUAGGGUGUUGCAGGAAGCAUACAUCCUGCCACGCCCACCGGUCUGCGGAGGAAAACUACAAUGCUGAUCAGGCCCCUGAAGAAAUCCAGUUUGACACCCCUGUUUCUAUAUGCAUUAUUCUCUCCCCUUGCCUGCUGCCCACAAUCGUCAUGGUUUUAUAUAGCAGGCCUUGAAGUGUUGGGAAUAUGUGACUGGAUUUGGUUUUUGAAAGUACUUGAAACUUAAAAAGAUUGGCCAUCUUUGGCUAUUACGUUAUGGUACCGUUAACGGUUAUUUUUUGUAGGUUUGUUACAAAAAACCCAAACCUGUUGUAAUUGUUUCCUCUCCUACAAAAACUGAUUAAAUAGGAAUAGCUGUUACACAUUCAUUAUUUUUGUGAUUUUGUGUCAAAGCAGAAAAUCCAACUGCACAGAACACAUUAAUCUGUGUGACUGUUGUGUAUUUCCCUUUACUAGCUUGAUAUCCUUAUUUUUUAAAAGGAUAUUACAGAUGUUAAGCUGUGUAUAUUUUGUGUAUGUGUGUAUAUAUAUAUAUAUAUCUUUAUAUAUAUAUAUAUAAAUAUAUGACAGAGAUUGUAAACAGUAUAUAUUAUAAGGAAGGGAGAUUCUAUGGAUAAUUUCAAUGUUUUAGUACUGAAAGUUCUUGAGACUUAAUACAAAGGAUAAAACAUAAAUAGUAUUGUGCUUUUUGCUUAAAACAACAUAAUACAAAAUUGCUGAUGUUUAAAUUGCUGUACAUAUCACUAAUAGGUCAGCAUGUUUGAUUAAAUUAUGAAUGUAACAAAUGUUCCUGUUAAAAUAUUGAUAGAAGGAUGUGCCAUCCUGCUUAGUGAAUUUUUGAUCCAAGAGAACUGACUUUUAAAACAGGUGAAUAGCCAGAGUUUUGAGGUGUCAUUGAGCAAACAAAAUGUAGCCUUAUUAUGAGAUUGCACCUUCUGUUGCAGAUUUUGUGUUUUUCUUUCAGAUUACAUAUUACAAUCUGUAUUGUACUAAAUACAGGUAUAUUCUAUUGCAGUUGAAAAAUACCCUUUUUAAUUGAUAAACUGUUUCAUUUAUCUUGCAAUCUUGGAUUGCACUUCUGUUAUGCAUUCAUACUCAUUUUUAGAUCAGUUUGAUUAAUGUUCAGUGUGUAUCUUUUCUUUAUGCUAUUCAAAUUAAGUUCAUUACAUCAACUGCCUUCAUUUAACAUACUGUAGUUGAAAUCAUGUCUAAUUAUUUAAAUGUUUUACCUAUGCAGCUAACAAGGGAGAAAAUGCUGAGCGUAUGCUUGUCAUGUGAAGGUAUAGCUAUUGAUUCGUGAAGAACAAGAAGAAAUGUGUGAACUAGUGCUUAGACCCUCCAUAAUUUAUUUCAAGAGCAUAUUCUUUUCCCCUUGUUAUCUUUCCUUUUCAAAGCAGAGGGAGAAAAUUUAGGCCUCCAUUUGUUGUUUGAAGCAAAAGAAAAAAGAUACCUUAACUGCAUGCUAACUGAAACCCUGUACAGUAAAUCAACAAACUGAAAACACACAAUGGUAACCAUGUUUCAUAGUAAUAUAUGUGAUUUGCAGGUACCAGUAUAUAUUUAUCCUGUUGGUCUUCUUAUUAAACCAAUCAUUUAAAGUGCUUGAAAAGUACAAAAGUGUAGCUUGGUUGUAGUUGGAUGGAUAUAUUUUAUUUCUUCUAGUAUAUUACUUGGCAUUUCACUAACUGCCCUCCUGGACAAUAGACAGAUUUGGAUUUUGCAUGAGCAGAACAAUUUUGGUGCAUACAUAAAGUUAUAUUUAGUACAUGACUUUUUGUUAAGCAUUAACAGAAGGGCAAUAGCUUAUGUUCUUUUUGCCAUAUUUUAUUUCAGAGAAUCUAGAGAAAUCUCUUAAUCUUACUAUUAAUUUGUUUUCUUUGAAUAUUUGGAUUUAAAUCUCUUACUUCAAGAUAACUGAUAGUAGCUUUGGUAGUACUAGAAGUGAUUUUCAUUCUUCAUCAGAAAACUGUGGUUCGUUUCUUGUGUUUUAUACUACAGCUAACCUGAAAUGAAAUCCCUCCCCAAAAUAUAAAUGAAAUUCCUGAAAAAGGGUAGAAAUCCUUCUGCAUUUAGCAUGGUAACAGUAACUGUCGUAGAUUGCUUCAAUAAAUAUGUACAAGGAUCUACAUAGUUCAUGUGAUCACUGUAUUUCAUGGAUACUAACCUUAAUAUUGGCUUGGAUCAAUAGAAAGAAGUAAUGAAGUAUGGGUGAUACUGAUCAUGAACUUCUCAAACUACUCUUUGAUUUGACAUAAUGUUGCGAGGUGUUCUUUUUUCCUUUAUAAAAAUGGCUUUUACAACUCCCUCUAUUUUCUUAUAUAUGUUUACUUAGAAGUACAUCCUCUAUGAUCAACAGGACUUACUCCCACAGACACAUUCAUAGAAAUUGGCAAUAUUUUUAUUAUACUGGAAAUAGUUUUAAUAAUGCUUUGUAAUACCAGUUUGCCUAAAUUUUGACUAAAAUCAUUUAGGCUCCAGUUCUAUCAUAUUAGGAGAUUUUGCAUCAACAAAGAAAAAGGCAAUGAUACUAGAUUUUUGAGAUAUUUAUAACAAAGAAUUCUUCACUGAAUAUUACUCAAUAUCUGUCAGUUUUAGUCCAGGAGUUAUUCAUAGCUGUUAUAAAUAUGCACUUUAAAGUUUUCAAUAUAGUUUGUCAUUUGGUUAACAUCAGAUAAAGAUGCAAAAAGUGGAACAUGCCAAUUGAGAAUUAGUAUAGCAAUUUAAAAAAAUAAACUUUUAAAAAGCAAAUGGCACAAACUUUGUGAAGCAUCUUGAGUAAAUCUGUCUACCAAGAAAAUUUUCUUGUAAUCUUCUGUUAUUGCAAUUAAAUAUGAGAUAAAAGUGAUGUGGUAAUGAAGGUAAUAACUCUGGGUAGUUGCUAAUAAAGUGUGAAUGUUUUGUACAGUACUUGCAUUCUCUGUUGAAUAAAAUCUAAUGGACCUUUCUGUAGUAACACUAUACAGAGCAGCUUUACUAAACAUUGCAGCAACAAAUAAAUGUCCUUUGUAAUAUAUAUUUAUGUAAAUUGGGUGCUAAUAAAUACUAUUUUUCAACA
Molecule: messenger RNA, 7132 nt
Organism: Ahaetulla prasina
Lineage: Eukaryota; Metazoa; Chordata; Lepidosauria; Squamata; Colubridae
Gene: STRN
Product: striatin
Exons: 19
Coding region: 199-2685 (828 amino acids)
Cellular component (GO): dendrite
Molecular function (GO): protein phosphatase 2A binding; calmodulin binding; protein-containing complex binding
Source: RefSeq, a predicted model, not a curated record